Talaromyces proteolyticus is the source of this 886-nucleotide messenger RNA. Its product is annotated as DUF218 domain protein. NCBI's taxonomy places the organism in Eukaryota, Fungi, Ascomycota, Eurotiomycetes, Eurotiales, Trichocomaceae. The record is from RefSeq and is a predicted model, not a curated record. The coding region runs from base 75 to 881 and encodes 268 amino acids. Gene Ontology annotation, cellular component: cytoplasm. The transcript is spliced from 4 exons.
CAUAAUCUGGAUAUCCUAUCCACAAAUCUAUUAUCUUUCACGCUUGAAUUCCCCCACUUUUAGGUGAACCGACAAUGCCCAAUCUCAACCACCUGAUCGUAGUAUGCUGCCACGCAAUAUACCAAGGCGGGCCGACUCGAGGGUUUGAUGAGAGUGAAUGGUUAACCGCGCCCUUCCAGAAAGGCGAAACACCCACUUUUAUCAACCACAUCAAGGCCGGAGUUAGAGAAUUCGAGGCGAGCGAUGGUACAGGGCUGUUGGUGUUUUCGGGCGGUGCAACGAAACGAGACAAGACCAGUCUCACAGAGGGAGAAUCAUACCUCAACCUCGCGCGCGAAAAUAACUAUUUCCGCCCUUCAAAUUCUGUUGCAAUAAACGAAAGAGAUAUUCUGGCUGAACGCCACGCUACCGAUUCUUAUCAAAACAUUCUCUUCUCUCUCCUCCUCUGGCGCCGACACACGCAGCUUGCAUACCCGCAACGUCUCACCAUUGUGACGCACGCGUUCAAGAAAUGCAGGUUUCUUGAGCUACAUCUCCCCGCUAUCGGUAUCACGGCGGGUGUGUUUAUGCGAGAUGGGGAUGGAGAGGUGAGAGUUAGGUUUGUCGGGAUUGAUCCGCCAGAACAUGUCACGCCGCGGCGUGAGUUGGAGCAAGGGGAGAUGGAGAGGGGGGUGGGAUUGUGGAGGACCGAUGAGCAUGGGAAUGGUUUGGUUUUGGGUGCGAAGAGGAAGGGAAGAGGAUGGAGUGAGGGGGAGGAGAGGGCGGUGUUGGAGGGGGAGAGGGAUGAGGUGGUAAGGGAAUUGGUGAGGUGGCGGGGGGAGGGAGUGUUUCCUGGGAUGGAGAGGCUGCCGUGGGUGAAGCUUGGAUUUGGUAGUGUAUAGUUAAU